AUGGGUGGUCACGUCAACAAGAUUCCAUACCCCAAGCAUGUCUGGUCACCUGCGGGUGGUUGGUACAGCCAGCCUGCGAACUGGAAGAGGAACACCUUUGUCCUCGGCGCUGCGGUGUUUGGCAUCACCUGCGUAAUAUGGAAGAUCAGCGCGGAGAAGGAGCAGUUCGCCCACAGGCCGGAGCCCGAACGUUUCUAUCCUAGCCGAGGAUACGAAAACAAGCUGGUGUUCUGCGAUACUUGUGGGCAAAACCUCCCACUCUCCGGUAUACUGUAUCCCCAAGCCAUUGGCCCAUUUUACGACGAAGAGACGGUACGUAAGACGAAAGAUAUAGAACGCCUCUCCCCCAAGGCGCCGGCUGCCCCACGUCGAUAUGCCUCAACCCAGUCUUCCAGCGCGGGAGGCGGCUUCAAAGUCCUGCUCUAUGGAGCCGCUACGGUUGUCGUCGCAGGUGCGGGAUAUAUAUACUUUACCGACACGCGCUCCGCCUUCCACCGCUUCGUCGUGCCUCCCAUGCUCGAACAAUUUUCCCCGACGCCGAAGAUGCCCACCACGCGGGAAGGGCGGGCCCUCGCCAGCUCCGACGAACCUAGUCUCGCCGUUCGCGUGCACAAUACCACGCUCGACAACCCCAUCGGUAUCAGCGCCGGCCUCGACAAGGACGCCGCAAUCCCCGACGCCCUCUUCGCCCUCGGCGCGGGCAUCGUCGAGGUUGGCGGCUGCACGCCCAAGCCCCAGCCCGGCAACGCGAGACCCAGAUGUUGGAGGACCCCGACCAUCGACGGAAUGGUGAACUGUUACGGCCUAAACUCGCUCGGCGCAGACGCCAUGGCCAGAACGCUCCGCGAGCGGGUACGAAUCUAUGCACGAUCCCACGGCAUCACGGAGGAGGACGUCCUGAGCGGCAGAGCCGGCGUCCCGGUGGGAAGCUUACUGCCCGGCCGUCUCCUCUGCGUCCAAGUCGCCAAGAACAAGGACACGAGCGAGCAGGACGCUGCUUCCGAUUACGCAUUUUGCGCCAGCAGACUCGCGCGCUACGCCGACGUCAUCGUGGUCAACGUCAGCAGCCCCAACACCGCUGGCCUCCGGGACCUGCAAUCCGGCGACAAGCUUGUCGGCCUCUUGGGCGCUGUCGUCCAGGCGGUUGAGACGUCCACCAAGGGCGUGCGCGCCACCCCGCCCAAGGUCAUGGUCAAGGUCUCCCCGACGAGGAUGACGAGCGUUGCCAUCACUAACAAGGAAAAGUCUAUCUUGAUGAUGCCGGAUGGCGGCUUCUCUGGCCCCUCGAUGUACAACCGCACUCUCGAGCUCGUCAAGAAGUAUAGGAAAUGGAUUGACGUCCCUGCCUUCAAGGAUAAGGAAAGGAAGGUCAUCUUUGCCAGUGGUGGACUCACUAACGGAAAAGAAGCCCUGGAGCUCCAGAACGCCGGAGCGGAUGUGGCCAUGCUCUACACAAACUUGGUCUACGGCGGUGCAGGAACUGUCACACGGAUAAAGGAUGAGAUGAAAAAUGAGAUCAAGGGCGUCAAGAAGGAGUAA
Messenger RNA from Parascedosporium putredinis, 1539 nucleotides. The record is from the annotation of a GenBank genome assembly. NCBI's taxonomy places the organism in Eukaryota, Fungi, Ascomycota, Sordariomycetes, Microascales, Microascaceae.